This is a messenger RNA of Malassezia japonica, 1137 nucleotides long. It is a transcript of the gene KES1, whose product is annotated as Oxysterol binding protein. The record is from RefSeq and is a predicted model, not a curated record. The transcript has 2 exons. Gene Ontology annotation, molecular function: oxysterol binding. Bases 1 to 1137 code for a protein of 378 amino acids. Lineage: Eukaryota; Fungi; Basidiomycota; Malasseziomycetes; Malasseziales; Malasseziaceae. Gene Ontology annotation, cellular component: membrane; cytosol; intracellular membrane-bounded organelle.
AUGACGGACAAGAUGGAUGCGGUGCCCGCCGAGCAGCGCGGCGGCUGGAUGAGCUUUCUGAAAUCGAUUGCGAGCUUCUCUGGCGACCUGAGCAAGAUGACGGCGCCUUCGUUCAUUCUCUCGCCCGUGUCCCUGGCCGAGUACCCGUCGUAUUGGGGCGAGCAGCCCGACACGCUCACUGCGAUCAUCGAGGGCAAGACGCCGGAGGAGCGCAUGGCAGCUGUGCUGCGCUGGUUCAUUGCGACGCUCAAGGGCCAAUACACCUCGCGGAAUACCUCGAUGGGUUCCGAGAAGAAGCCGCUGAACCCGAUCCUCGGCGAGCUCUUCCUCGGCGCGUGGCCCGCGUCGGGCGAGCGUGGCGAGACGACGCUCACUGCUGAGCAGGUGUCGCACCACCCACCGAUCACCGCGUACGCCCUCGAGAACGCCAAGGCGGGCGUCUCGGUCGUGGGCCACAGCGGCCAAAAGACCUCCUUCAACGGCCGCUCGAUCCAUGUGCAGCAGGUCGGCCAUGCGACCCUGCGCCUGAAGCGCCCGGAAGGCGAGGAGGUCUACCUGAUUACCCUGCCCACGCUCACGAUCGACGGCCUGUGGUACGGCUCGCCGUACAUUGAACUCACCGACACGUCCUACAUCCACUCCACGACCGGCCUUUUGGCUACGAUCAACUACAGCGGCAAGGGCUACUUCUCCGGAAAGGCGCACUCGUUCACUGCAAACGUGACCAAGGGCUCGACGUCGCUCCUCGAGGCCGCCGGCGAGUGGUCGGGCGUGUCGCACGUCAAGAAGAGCACCUUCCUGCCGGCCAACUCGGUGUUCUGGGACUCGAACGCCGUGCCCCGUGAGGAGGUGACUGUCGCCCCGAUCGAGAAGCAGGGACCGACCGAGUCGCGCCGCGUCUGGAAGACGGUCGCCGAGGGCAUCCGCACCGGCAACUACGACCUCGCCAGCAAGGACAAGUCGCGCAUCGAGAACGAGCAGCGCGCCAUCCGCAAGGAACGCGAGGCCAACGGUACCAAGCACAAGCUCACCUACUUCACGCACAUCGAGUCCGACCCGGAGUACGCGGGCCUCGCCGGGCCGUGCAAAGGCCUCCCCGCCACCCAAGAGAGCUACGUCCGCGCGCCGUCUUCGUAG